AGCAAUCCCACAGCUUCGUCGCGCUCGCGCCGCCCGUUCCCAUCGCCUUCGUCUCCUCCGUCCGGCCAUGGACCGCCGCCUCCGCGCCACCCCGCGCGCCGCCGAGCGCAGCAGCCACCACCAGUUCCUCCGCCCCGGGGCGCUCGCGCGGCUCCGGGACUCCAGGAUCGUGGCCCGCUCGCUCCGGUCGUCGGCGUGCCUCCUGCUCCCACGGUCCGCCCCUCCGUCCCCCGCGCCGCGGGCCGCCGUCGCCGCGGCGGAGCAGGCCGCCGGCGCGCCGCGCUUCCUGGGGACGGGCGGCUCGGGGCGGUACCCGCUCCGGAGGAGGGUCGCCGCGGCCAGGGGCGUGGCGUUCUUGCCGCCGCCGUCGCCGUAGCCGAGCACGAAGGCGUCGUUGGGCGUGCUCGUGUCGUCGCCGGAUGACCCGAUCCCGUCCCCUGGCGCUGGGAUUAGUUCAGGACGUGUGUCUAGAGCUCUAGAUUUGUGUUUAGCUCAGUAUGAUCUGUGCAGAUGGUUCGCAGUUUCUAUGUUUAAUUGACAGUUCCGAUUUGAGGAGCAAUAAUUACUUCGGAGUUUUCUUGUUCCGAUAUAA
This is a messenger RNA of Panicum virgatum (switchgrass), 592 nucleotides long. RefSeq lists its product as uncharacterized. NCBI's taxonomy places the organism in Eukaryota, Viridiplantae, Streptophyta, Magnoliopsida, Poales, Poaceae. The transcript has a single exon. Bases 68 to 376 code for a protein of 102 amino acids. The record is from RefSeq and is a predicted model, not a curated record.